AUGAAGCGAAAGGCAAAGAAGGAGCAACAGCUGCAGAAUGGCAGUGCAGUGAAAAGUACCACCGCAGCCGAGCGAAAGGGAAAUGCAACUGUGGUGAUAAACCCCAAAGAAGAUAACGACAUUGCGGAGAUCUUCGGAAUUAUCCGCAAGGGGAAAAAGCAGGAAGGCGACAACAACAACAAGAAGCAUAAUAGUAAGAUGGACUCUAAACAAAACACAACGACUAAUACUCCUGUUGAGCCCCGUAGUGACGGUCUCUAUCGCGCCCCGGAGAAAACACUCGAGUUGAGUGAUGCGGCCUUCUUUGAUGUUCCCUCGCAGCGGCGGAGGGGCCGCGGGGGAAAAUCCUCCGCAACCGCAGAAAUCUCGGGAGAUGUUCUGCAGCGCGAGGGCGUACAUCGUAUUAUCACGAUGGAGGAACUGCAGAAGAUUACUUCCUCUAAUCCAAAGGCAGGCACAACACCUAAUUGUCCUUUUGAUUGUGAUUGUUGUUUUUAA
This is a messenger RNA of Trypanosoma theileri, 498 nucleotides long. RefSeq lists its product as uncharacterized. The record is from RefSeq and is a predicted model, not a curated record. The transcript has a single exon. The coding region runs from base 1 to 498 and encodes 165 amino acids. Lineage: Eukaryota; Euglenozoa; Kinetoplastea; Trypanosomatida; Trypanosomatidae.